This is a messenger RNA of Cynoglossus semilaevis (tongue sole), 5112 nucleotides long. It is a transcript of the gene gcnt7, whose product is annotated as glucosaminyl (N-acetyl) transferase family member 7. The record is from RefSeq and is a predicted model, not a curated record. Bases 3377 to 4636 code for a protein of 419 amino acids. Gene Ontology annotation, molecular function: acetylglucosaminyltransferase activity. Gene Ontology annotation, cellular component: membrane. The transcript has 4 exons. Lineage: Eukaryota; Metazoa; Chordata; Actinopteri; Pleuronectiformes; Cynoglossidae.
AAAAUACAUUUUACUGAAUGGAUUUAACAGAAAACAACUAGAGCCACGGACGUGACAUAAAGCUAACUAGCUUAUCUGGACCGUGUGGUUCUGAGGGAGCACCAGUGAUGACCAUGUCGUGCCAGAACUGCGGAUUGGCUCCAUACAACUUUCCUAUGUUUGAUACCAACACCGCAACUAGGAGUAUCCAAUAGAUAAUAUCGGAUCAGACAUUUUUAUUUUGAUGUUCGAUCCUGAAUUUUUGACCAAUAUCGGACAAAUACUGAUCCUGAAUAUCAGACAGAAAAGUCCCUAGCCAGAACCAGAUAGGUGGAGAUGGACAAAAUGGGAGUAGUCACUGUCCCCAGAAGUCAAACCAGCUUUGAGGCCAAGAUGGAGGGACAAUGUCUUUUUUAUAUAUGUUUUAACAUUUAUUUAACAACAGUUUAACAAAGUUUAAGUAAAUGUAAACAUUGUAUAAUCUUCCUGCUUUUACUUGCAAACAAUUACUUUGUUCAUUAGGCUCGAAGUGAAGCCCUAACAUCGUUUGUGGCUCAUGUGGUGAGGAUGAGGUGAGCAUAGAGGAAACCUGCAGGCUCCCUACCUGUCCAAUAUUUACAGAAAACAACCCACAUUAAUUAACAAACACGUAUUUAUCUCACACCCAGCCCGCAGCUCUGUCACUUUACAUCACAUCCAAAUUUGUCACUUGUCAUUUGCAUAGAGGUGUAGUUUAUUUUGCAGGUAGAAAAAGCACAGUCAAAUUAUAGCCAGGUGAUGGAAAAUAGCAAUCAAUGGGAGUGAGUCAGAAAUUUGCAUGAAAAAAAAAGUAUUUUUUUUUUACGCCCACAUUAAUCUUAAUCUUGGGAUAUUGAUAACCUUUGACCUUUCAUAUUAACAGUGACAGAAAUUCAAUGACUGCUCUAUAAGAGCGCUUACAUACUCAGUAGAAAAGGUACAGCUUAGACACUGGAGUUCAAUAUGCACUGAAGAUUUUCCACUCACCACAACCAGUCUAAAAAGAGGCUAAUAGUUUUGUCAAGUGCGAUAUAUAUUAUAUAUAAUAUGUAUAUAUUUGGAAUUAGUGUUAAAUUGUAAGCAUAUGCCCAAUGAAAAAUAGUUAACCCAGAGUUCACAGUAAAUUAUGUCAUUGCAACGAUAUUAAGUUUCAUUCAAAUAUUUUAACAUCAAGCAGAAUACUGCACAGUAAAGGGGAACAUUGCUAAAGACUAGGCUCUCACAGAAAAACUGGGCAGAAAUUCUCAUUUGUAUAUGGAAAAAAAACUCCCACCCUUAACAGCACAACCUAAGAAACUAAACGCUAAAAAAUCUAUAUAAUAGUUAAUACGAAAGCUGAUAUGUAAAAAGACAGGAAAAGCAGACCUAUAUCUGUGCAUAAAGAUCAAAUUCCUGAGUGCCUAGCAGGGAGUCCAUUGUGUUGCUCUAAUGCAGCCUCAUUGACUGUGAUCUGUGUUCAACAGAAGAGGGCCGGCUCAUCACAGGAGCUGACCAAGCAGCCACCGCAUUCUGCGCUGCACCUAGUCACUCUGCUGUUGUUACAGCAGCAGCAACAGCAGCAACAGCAGCAGCAGCAGCAGCAGCAACAGCAGCAGCGCAGUGUGGAGCUGAGGAUCAUGUCAGCAAGGAAGAGACGAGCUUGAAUGCACAAUUAAUUUGUUUUAUAGCCUGAGACCGCACACCUGACGAGCAGGAAAAUCAGCACAGAGAUCAGAGCUGAGAAAUAAUUAGCUCGCAACACCCUUGGUUCACGGGCAUGGAUUCAAAAGACUGAAAUGGGAAAUGGAGACGAGAUGGAAAGUAGUAUGAAGCAAGAAGAUGCAACCCACCAGUGAGUAGGAAACUAAGAAUGGAAAAAAACGUAGGUAAGGGGCGGAGGGAAAGGUACGGUGGGAGGAGGAGUGUGUGCGUUGAAAAGUGCUUUGAGUGUGUGUUUUACUGCUGGUUACCAGGUAGGGAUGGACAAAAUCUCAUGAGAAUGGUUGGGGUGUGACCUAAUUAGUGUCAAAUACAACAACAAAAAAAGUCACUUAGAAACCACUGAAGCUCAGAGUCAAACACCGAUUCUAGCUCAGAGUCCUGCCUCUCUUCUGUUCCUCUCUUUUGUCCAGAAACUACUGGAGGAUUUUGACAAUCAAUUUCAGAAAGUCAUUUACAGCUGAUAGUGUGUUCAUCUGUAGUUGAGGAUGACACAGAUGUAAAGCUCUUGAGCCGUACCUUCUGAAUUCUGGAUGGAAUGUGACGACACAUACGGAGGAGCUGCUCUGGUAAUAGGAUCAGGGAACAGGUAGUGAUGUCAUAGCGUUUCUUCUAUUUAUUUUUUUUUACAGAUUUAAUUGCUUCAGAAGUUUGAUUUUUUUUUUAGCGAUUGCAUCUGGGACAACAAAAUAUUACAAACACGAGAGACCGAUAUAAUCAUAUGGCGGCACAGGUGGCGAGGGUACUUGAUAUCAAUUUUCCUGUGUUGUCACUGCUCCAAAAACGUGUUAUUGUCGAAUGCUUGGGAUAAAACGUAAUACGUCACACAGCAUCAGCACAACUUCUAAAUUGAAACGUGGGGACAAUCAUGCUUGGCUCGCAGUACAAUAGCCCCAGUGUGAGUGAACAUCAAUUCCUAUAAAGCUGGAUGUCUUUUUGAAUGGUGGGAGAGACAGUUGACUGACUGCUGAUACAGACCUGGGGGGGGGGGGUACUCUGAUGCCCCUGACCUCAGUGACUGUUGCCUCUGUUGUAUGUGAUGAAUAAAAGCCUACAUCCUCACCACAUCAUUUGUGUCUUUUAAAACAGGGCCCCGCAGUAGGACACAGUUAAAAAAGUGUACUUCAGUUUUACUAAUUUACUUCUUUCCAAAAGAAUCCAGUCAUAUCCCAUUACUUUUUUCAUUCAAAGAUAAUAAAAGUCUUUCAGCCAAAAACGGGCAAACGAGGGCCAGACUUUAUUUAACUAAUCUUGUUUAUUUAAGCCAUCUGCUGAGUUUGACCAACAUUUGUUUGGAAAAUUUAUGGACGUAUUGUCUCUCUUGUUGACUUUCAGGAGAAAGAAACAUCUGCUGUUCACCAUCCUGGUGUCUGAGGUGCUAAUUUUGGUGGAUGUCUGCAGUAAAUUGAAGGAUAAACACAACUCAGUCUGCCUCUCUAAUCCUCAUAGUCUGACAUAGUCCUGACAAAGAAAGUACUUAAAACAAGGAAUCAUUUCUAUUCUAUUCAAACCAGUGAAUCAAAAUUUCUGUCAAAGGGAAGAAGGAAGGAAAGAAAAGGUAAGAACUCAUGCUGGUGGAUGUGGUAGAUCUGGGUUUUUGAAAACUAACUGAUCUGGAUGUCCUUUUUUUAAGGACUUCCGUUGUGGUGCCACAGCCUGAACGAGUCUGAGUGGGGCUGUAAUGAACAAGCUCAAUGUGACAAAAUGCAGCUUCCUGUUGUGCCUGGGGUUCAGUAUUAUUAUCUGUUCAGUUAUUUACUUGAGGGUGGGGAAAACGACAGACCCCAACAGCAUUGAGCCGUUUGGUUGCAAACCACUUCCCAACCAAUGCCAAGCUUUCUUGUCCAGCACUGACAACGUAGCAGAAUGGUUUCAGGGUAACUGUCAGCUACAAGGAUAUAUUCUCAAUAGUCACCGGAAUUGUUACAAUUUGACCAGAGAGUUACACUUCAUCACCAGACCUUUAAGCCGUGAGGAAGAAGAUUACCCUAUGGCAUUUAUUAUAACUAUUCACAAAGAACUGGAGGUAUUUGUGCGCCUGCUGCGGGCCAUCUACAUGCCACAAAAUGUCUACUGCAUUCAUGUGGACGCCAAGGCUCCAUGGGAGUACCAGGCGGCAGUACAGAAGAUCAUCGGCUGCUUUCAAAACGUCUUCCUCUCCAGUCGCAGUGAGAUCGUUACCUACGCCGGGUUUUCUCGUCUGCAGGCGGACCUGAACUGCCUACGUGACCUGGCGAAGUCCAAAAUCCGCUGGAAGAAAGUGGUCAAUCUGUGUGGCCAGGACUUCCCCAUCAUGAGCAAUCUAGAACUGGUGCAGUACAUGCAAAGCCAAAGGUGGAGGGACAGAAACAUGACCCCUGGGACCAAGCAGCCAGUGUCCAUAAAGCAAAGAACAGAACAGCAACACCUAGAGAUCCCUGGAUCUCAUGUCAAAGCACUGGGCCGAAAGAAAAGUCCUGCGCCACACAACCUGCAGGUUUACUUUGGAACUGCCUACUUUGCCCUGACAAGAGGCUUUGUAGACUUUGUUCUGGAAAGCACAAUAGCUCGCGACCUCUUGGAGUGGUCCAGAGACACAUUUAGUCCAGACGAACACUACUGGGUGACACUGAACCACGUUGAAGAAGCUCCAGGCAGCUAUGUCAAUGGAAAUUGGGAAGGAGACAUCAGGGCAAUCAAAUGGAGUGAUCAAGAGGGAGUGACCCACAACGGAUGCAAAGGACAUUAUGUUCAUAACAUCUGCAUCUAUGGAAUAGGAGACCUGCCCUGGCUGAUUAACAAAAACAGCAUGUUUGCCAAUAAGUUUGAGUCCAACUCAUUUCCCGAGACAGUGGAUUGUCUGGAAGAGUGGCACAGACAAAAGGUGCUGAGUCAGUCAUCUGUGCCAGUGGAACCACCAUGGCUGCUAGUUACAAAGAGCAACUCAAGUAGCAGCAGCUAAGUCACUGGUCAAGAAUGAAUCUGUUGUUCAAAUUCGACUAAAAGCACAGAUAUAGUUUAGCUUGUUAAAAAAACCAUUCAAGGAUUAGGUCUGUACUUUGACUGUUGUCUAAAUGUGUAGUGUAAAACUGUGUACUGUAUGAGCCAGAGAUGUGUGUAUACAAGAUUACCAAGAAAGCUUGAAGUAACAAAGGCUAGCUGUAUGUCAGACCUAGACUUUCAACAGUAUUGAAUUAAAUACUGUGACUUAUUUUUAAUAUUUUUGUAUUUAUUUAAUAUUGCUGUUCUGUUGCUGUCAACUUUUGGUUAACUUAUUAUUGUGGUUUAAUUGUAGUUUUUAAUAAAUUACUCAGCUGCACCCCACAAGUUUGGAACUUAUUUUGAUUUUUUUAAAAGACUUUCUAAAAAGUACAACAACAAUACAACAAUAACAAAAAAAGUAAAAGGAGACAGAGAGGGAAAAACAGGAUAAGAAGA